UUCACGCGCCUCUUGCUUCUGUCCCACCGCCACACGGCUCAUUGCUUCCACCUCAGUGAGCUACUUCUCCCUCCAGCGUCACCUUCUACACCGUCCUCUGUGCCUCUCCCGAAGUUGAAUAUGUUUCGGGAAAAGUCUUUUUCACCACCUGUUCUGACUUGAAUAUGCUGAAAACAUUAAAAUCCGCAGAAAGAUUAUUUUUGCUGAUUAAAAAGCAGUUUCCGUUCAGUGUUUCUUCUGUAAGUAAAGAUUUUAUUUACUUAGGAAAAAUAGUUAAUGAAAUGCAAAGACUUAUAAAUGAUGAUCCUGAAAGUUGGUUGAAUGCCAUUUCAAUUUGGAAAAAUCUUCUUGAACUUGAUACAAAAAGGGAAGAACAUUCUCAAAGAGAUAACCCACUAAAAAGAAAAAUGGGAGAAAAUGACACCGUCAUUGCUAAGAAAUUAAAAGCAGAACAAAUGCAAGAGGCACAAGAGAAUAGGGAAUGCCAGCUGGAAAAACAAAUAGAAGAGGAAAUGCUGGAGCAAGGAAAAAAUUUUCAAGAACUUCAGAACGAUGUAGCGAAAGCAGCUGAUACUAACCAGGACGACUUGACCUUCAGAGUUUCUUGCCGCUGCAGUGGAGCUAUUGCAAAGAACUUUUCUGCACAGGAGGUAGGAAGAAUCAUUGGAAUUGCUCUUAUGAAACAGUUUGGAUGGAAAGCAGAUUUGAGGAAUCCAAAUUUAGAGAUCUUUAUACACCUGAAUGACAUUUACUCUGUUAUGGGAAUUCCUGUGUUCAGGGUUCCUUUAGCCAGCAGAUCUUACCUCAGGGUGGCAGGACUGAGGUCCACCAUAGCAUGGGCGAUGGCCUCUGUCGCUGAAAUUAAGGCUGGUGCAUUUGUUUUAGAUCCAAUGUGUGGACUCGGAACAAUACUUUUGGAAGCUGCUAAAGAAUGGCCAGAUGUGUACUAUGUGGGUGCUGAUGUCAGUGACUCACAGUUACUAGGUGCAUGCGACAAUCUGAAAGCUGCAGGCCUCAUGGAUAAAAUUGAGUUACUUAAAGUCUCUGUUAUAGAAUUGCCAUUGCCCUCAGAAAGUGUCGAUGUUAUUAUUUCUGACAUUCCAUUUGGGAAAAAGUUUAAGUUAGGAAAAGACAUCAAAAGCAUUCUACAAGAAAUGGAGAGAGUGCUUCACGUUGGUGGAACCAUUGUAUUGUUGCUCAGUGAAGAUCACCGUAGGCGACUUAAAGACUGUAAAGAGAGCAGCAUCCCUUUGAAUUCCAAAGGCGGCCACAUGGAUGAACCUGGAGUUGAAAAGUGCUUGAUUCCGGAAGAAAAAACUGGCAUAUCAGAGACAGUGUCAUCUUCAUUGGAAGCCAGUAACCGGGAAUGCUUACACAGAAUGCCACUAUUUGGCUCUUUGGUGCCAGUAGAAUGCUACAAAGUUAGCCUUGGGAAAACAGAUGCAUUUAUACACAAAUAUAAGAAGUCGUCCUCUUCUGGACUGUAGCAGGCUAGGUGCUGUGAGCAGGUUCAAGGCCUUACAUGUCAGCUCUGCUGCAGAGAGGUUGCCUCCAGGAUCCUAACAGUGCCACAGAGUCCCAAGUAGACAGAUGGAAGGCGAGGCUGCUGGACUCGAGUUUUUAGUAAGAAUGUCUGCUUUAGGCUCUAAAGGGAUUACUGUUUCUGACAAGGAACAAUUAAUAAGUACUUAAACUGAAGUACUCUUAAACUUUAUAUUCUAUGAGAAUAGGAAAAGUUUUCAGAGGUUCACAGAGUAUCAAAAUCAUCACAAGGUUGAUAAUAUUUUAACUAUCAGAUUCUUUUGAAUCGGGAAGCUUUUAUGUUAAUCUUUUGAUAUCUAACUUGAUUUUUGAACCUAGAACUUUUUUCUUCAUUAGAAUGAAAAUUUUAUGUACAGUACAUUUUAUAUGUUGUAUGUCUCGUAUUAUGUAAAACAUCAAUGGGAAUAAUGAUCUGAGUUAAGCCAAUGUUCUUUUGCUUUUUUUCUAAAAGCACUAAUAAAUUGUUACCUCAUUUUGUUUAAAUUAAA
This is a messenger RNA of Miniopterus natalensis, 2030 nucleotides long. The record is from RefSeq and is a predicted model, not a curated record. NCBI's taxonomy places the organism in Eukaryota, Metazoa, Chordata, Mammalia, Chiroptera, Miniopteridae.